Molecule: messenger RNA, 2013 nt
Organism: Perca flavescens (yellow perch)
Lineage: Eukaryota; Metazoa; Chordata; Actinopteri; Perciformes; Percidae
Gene: diabloa
Product: diablo, IAP-binding mitochondrial protein a
Exons: 6
Coding region: 215-1024 (269 amino acids)
Biological process (GO): intrinsic apoptotic signaling pathway in response to oxidative stress; neuron apoptotic process
Cellular component (GO): mitochondrion
Source: RefSeq, a predicted model, not a curated record
GGGCUGGGGCCUUACAAAUACCUGCAGGGCAUGACAGUUGGUCAUCGUCAAGCAAACGGAAAGAUUACAAGCAUCGAACAAGAUCAUUUUUCUGACUUUACAAAGAUAAGCAAGUGUACAGUAGAGCAGACAGAAAAUCUACUCUCAGGAACUAACCUAUCUCAUAUCUUAUAAAUACAUUCUUCAAGUGCAGCAGAUCUAAUUCAUCUGCAAAAUGCAAGCUGUUGGUAAGUGUUCAGUGUGUGCUAGUCGUGCUGUCGGAGGACUUCUGCGAAAUCAGACAGACUUUUCACUGCUGCGGAGCAACAAGAGUGUGCUCAGGAGAGGAGCCGCCUGUAUUCGUUUCCUAAGCAGUUCAAAGAGUGACCUAUUUAGCGGCAUGAAGCCUGGAGUCCAGAAGUUUGGGGAACAGACAGAUCCUGCACAUAUGAGCAUAGCACCUUUCAGUGUUGGCCGUGGGCUUGAUGCUAUCCCGUCUACACAGCAAAUGGAAAACCUCUCUCAUGACUCUCUGAUCAGAAGAGCAGCCUCCGUGGUGACAGACAGUUCAAGUACCUUCCUCUCCCAGACCUCCUUGGCUCUCAUAAAUGCCCUUAAUGACUACUCAAAGGCUUUGCACACACGCAUUGCUCUCCAAAGACGGUAUUUAGCCUCACUGGGAAAACUGACUCCAGCAGAGAAGGAUUCGUUCGUGGAGGUUAUCAAUGGCCAGCGUACAGAGGUUAGUGACAGACUACAUGAAUGCAAACGCUUUGAGUCAACCUGGAUCAAUGCUAUCAACUUGUGUAAAAUGGCAGCCGAGGCAGCAAACAUUUCAGGAGCCGAGCAGGCGUCCAUCACAGUGAUGACAAACAUUCAGAUGGCCCAGUCGCAGGUGGGGGAAGCUCGGAAAAUGUCAGCAGCUGCAGAUAAGAUGUUGGCCGAGACUAAAGUAGAAGAGAUCCAAAGGAUGGCAGAAUAUGUUUCGUUUCUAGACAAUAGCGAGGAGUAUGAGGUGCAGGAAGCUUAUCUACGAGAGGACUAAGACAAAUAGACAGAGAUAUUGGAACAACAACAAAUAUUUGCAUGCUUUACCUGGGGCUGCACAAUUAAUUGAAUAUUAAUCACGAUCAUGAAUUUGGCUUUCCAAAAUUAUAUGAUCAACUGCGAUUUUGAUAUUUAAAAUGUGUGCUCCGCUCAGAGAAAACCUCAGUGUUUAUGCCAAUUUGACAUAGUAGCCAAACUGUGGAAUUACAACUUCCAUGUCCAUCAUCAUCAUGGUGAUGCCAUGUGACCCAAAAAGAUUUUUCCCCGUAGACUUUACAUUGGAAAAGGGACAUCUAAAUCAGUGGAUACACGUUUUUGAGUGUCACAACCCCCACCCAUGAAACAACUAAUUUCACUAUCAGGUUUGGAUCAAUGACAGAACAGACUCUCACACUGAGCUGAAAUUAAAACACAGUGCUGCAACACGUGUCUUUUGAAUUCAACUAAAGACAUUCAUUUUAAAGGAUUUAGUUUUAAGAAUAAAACAAACAAACAAAAAUAUCCAAAUCCCAAAAUUCAAAAGUGAAUACCUACCCAAAGAAGGAAUAUCCGAAUAGUCUAGCCCUACUUAUUUUGAUGCAAAGAUUUGUAAAUUAGCAUAAAUGUAGCACAACAUGGAAGUGAAAGUGAUUUUGGCCAUAAUCGUGCAACCCUACUUUCACCUUUGGAAGCUAUGAGUUUUCUGAAUGUGAUUUCCCUAUUAUGGUUCUCUUCCUCUUUCUGUCUUUUUGAGUCUGGAAGAUGUUUAGGCUGCAUUUACACAAAGAAAAUCUAAAUUUGGAAAAGGAAUGAAUAGCUAGCAAUUUGUAAUUCUUCAAUGUUGUAUAUAUCAUUAUUUAAGACUAUUUAUUUGAUUAGUGAAUGUCAGCUGCGUUAGAAGCUCAAGGACAAUGAUUAUUGAAUUUCCAGUAAAUGUUGUAUGGCAGUGGGGCUUAUCCAGUAUCGGAUCACAAAGUUGUUUAUUGUAUGUUUUGUUGUAACAAAGAC